AUGCAGAAGGUGGAAAAAUGCUCAGGGGGCGAUCAUGAGGUGAUAAUAGGAGUGGUGUCGUUCCAUGGGGAAUCACCCAUAGAAAUACGAAUCGGUGAGGGAUGCGGGGACAUUGCAGCUUCUUCGUGCGCGGGCCAGAGUCCGGAAAGUCUGCUUCACAGCUUCACUGCUUACUACCUCUUUUAUCUGGUGGGAGCAGUCUCCAUCUUCAUCCCAUUCAUCACGGGACAGGGGGCUCUGAAUCUGCUGCCAUGGCUGCUCAGCUUCAGUGGAAUUCUAGCACUGCUGCAGUUCUCUUGCGUGCGCAAGGCUCCUGGUUCCAACGCCAUUCUCCUCAUCGCCACGCUGCAUUUGACCACCGGCGUGUGGAUGCUCAGGAGGCCUAGAGUAAGCCCCGCAGCAGUGGCGUACAUGAUCGAAGUUUGGUUCCUGAUCCACGGAUCGUUGAAGCUCUGGAUCUCCUUACAAGUACGGAAGCUGACGACUUGGCCCGCCUUGUUUGCUAGCGGCUGCUCGUCCAUCGUCUUGGCAUGCGUUGUCCACCGCCUCUCCCCCAAGUACGGCCUCUCCCUGGUCGACAUUUACGUCCGGGUCGAGCUCUUGUUCACGGGAUGCGCCAGUGCUCUCCUCUUGUACUCCAUCAUAGCUUUCCUCUGGAAUCAGAGGCCCUCGCACCACGACGAUACGUAG
Molecule: messenger RNA, 690 nt
Organism: Marchantia polymorpha subsp. ruderalis
Lineage: Eukaryota; Viridiplantae; Streptophyta; Marchantiopsida; Marchantiales; Marchantiaceae
Source: the annotation of a GenBank genome assembly